Molecule: messenger RNA, 2714 nt
Organism: Gadus macrocephalus (Pacific cod)
Lineage: Eukaryota; Metazoa; Chordata; Actinopteri; Gadiformes; Gadidae
Gene: txk
Product: TXK tyrosine kinase
Exons: 14
Coding region: 250-1506 (418 amino acids)
Biological process (GO): T cell receptor signaling pathway; adaptive immune response; peptidyl-tyrosine autophosphorylation
Molecular function (GO): protein binding; ATP binding; non-membrane spanning protein tyrosine kinase activity
Source: RefSeq, a predicted model, not a curated record
UACAGGAAACUCUCUCUCUCUCUCUCUCUCUCUCUCUCUCUCUCUCUCUCUCUCUCUCUCUCUCUCUCUCUCUCUCUCUCUCUCUCUCUCUCUCUCUCUCUCUCUCUCUCUCUCUCUCUCUCUCUCUCUCUCUCUCUCUCUAUUGUCAUCUCUUUGUCACUCUGUCACAAGGAGACAGUGCUCGCACACUGACCAUUGGAUAUAGCUGAGGACUCUGACCCCAAAGUGAAGAGGAGAGGACACUUCAUCAUGAUUCAGUCCAAUCAAUUCAUAUUCUGCUGCUGCUGUGUGGUCCAAAGCAGUAACCACAUGGAGAUGGAUGAAAGAAGGUCCUCUACGUGUUUCCAGUUGCAGAUCUACCCAGGACGUGCUCGCAGGGAGGACCGGUCACGAAGGCGCCUCCCCCCCACCCCUCCCAUUGAGGAGGAUUACGAAGACCAGGGGUUGCUAAGGGUGGUUGCUACGUGUGACUUAAUGGAGAAAGACGACACUGACCUCAGACUCAUUAAGGGAGAAGAGUACACCAUUCUUCACAAACAGACACAGCACCGGUGGAGAGCUCAGGACAGAAUGGGCAACAGAGGCUUCAUCCCCAGUAACUACGUGAAGGAGAAGAUCUCUAUGGACGCCAAUUUGUGGUGCUGUAACAUCACCAGAACCGAAGCAGAACACCUCCUCAGACAAGAGGAUAAGGAGGGUGGUUAUGUAUUGCGGACCUCCAGCCAUCAGGGGCUCUACACUGUGUCUGUCUACAGUAAGACUGCGGGGUUUAGCUGUAUCAGGCACUACCAGAUCAAGCACACAGACUCAGGUCAAUUCUUCCUGGCUGAGAAAUACACCUUCGGGUCCAUCCCUGAAGUGAUCACCUACCACCAGCACAACGCCGCAGGUCUAGUUACUCGAUUGCGGUAUCUGAUUUCUCCAAUGAGAAGGUCUCUUCCUAUUGCUGGUUUCAGCUCAGAGAAGUGGGAGAUUGAUCUCAGUGAGCUGACCAUCCUUGAUGAGGUGGGCAGCGGUCAGUUCGGUGUGGUGCGGCUGGGGAUGUGGAGAGGGCAGGGCAAGGUGGCCAUCAAGGCUGUGAAGGAGAACACCAUGCGCGACGAGGACUUUAUUGAGGAGGCCAAGGUCAUGAUGAGGAUGGACCAUCCCCAGUUGGUAAAGCUGUACGGAGUGUGUCUGAAACAGCAGCCCCUGAUGCUGGUCACAGAGUUCAUGGACAACGGCUGCCUGCUCAACUUCCUGCGCCAGAGGGGCAGGACCGUGGGAGGGGCGUGGCUUCUGUCCACCUGUCAGGACAUCUGCCAGGGCAUGACCUACCUGGAGAGACACAACUACCUACACCGAGACCUGGCCGCCAGGAACUGUUUGGUGGAUCACCAGCAGAAGGUGAAGGUCAGCGACUUUGGCAUGACCAGGUAUGUUCUAGAUAACCAGUACACCAUAGUCACUGUACAGUGUGUUCUAUGUUAUUACAGGUAUGUUCUAGAGAUAACCAGUACACCAUAGUCACUGUACAGUGUGUUCUAUGUUAUUACAGGUAUGUUCUAGAGAUAACCAGUACACCAUCGUCUCUGUACAGUGUGUUCUAUGUUAUUACAGGUAUGUUCUAGAUAACCAGUACACCAUAGUCACUGUACAGUGUGUUCUAUGUUAUUAAAGGUAUGUUUUAGAUACACCAUAUGCCCCUUUUCCCCCGGCGGGUAAACUUCGGACCCAGCACGCCUCAGCCCAGUAGUGAGGGUGCGGUGAUCAUAGACAUCUUAUAUGAUAGACGGAGCAUCGAAUGCUACCGCCUACUGGCGCUGACGAGACGCGGGGCUGCCAUCUUGGAGUGGUCAUCCGCUCCACUCAGUGUAAUCCGUUUGGCUGGAGCAAUGAACUGUCAGUGCAUUUAAUUAAUCAUACCUCACUGAAUACCACUGAUUUUCAUGCGUUUUUUUUGUCAUACGUGUAGCUAUGAUAAAGGCCACAUGGUUUGGCGUGUUUUAUUAUUCAAUACCAAUUAUACCAAUAGUACGGUAAUGUUAAAUCUUACUUGUGAAAAGUAAUCCCCCGAUUCCUAUUGUGAAUGGUCCGCCGAUUUGAGCAGGAAUACGCUGAACAACAGCCCGGCAUCCUGUUUCUGCUGCUGUUGCUGCUCCCGGUUGACCACUCCAAGAUGGCGGCCGUAUUUCUCGCGUCCCAGCAGCCAAUGCUCCGUCUAUGCUAUAAGAUGUCUAUGGCGGUAAUGCCCAGCUCAGUUACGGCUCGCGUUUCCACCGCCGAUUGUAGGGCGGGGUUUAAUCCGUAUGGCGAUAGCCGCGCAGCUACAAGCAUCGUGAUCUCAGAGCAGCCCAACACAGUGAAGCCUGCUAAUAAAUUAAAGGAAAAAGAAGAACGCGCACAAUGAACAAUGAGCAACAAUGCAGUACGUCCAAGAAGGACGGCAAAUUUUAGCGGGACAUUUUCUCCAAUAAAAUUGGAGAAAAUGUCGGGUAAUGUUUUGCGGGUAAUGUGUUCCUUUGUUAUUGUCCCCCGUCGCACGGAAGUGCGAUUCUGUCGAUCAAUCAACGGACGACGUGUGUAGCUCGAACUUGCUGGCACCCUUUCAGGCGUCUCAGUGCCCCAAUAGAGGAGUACUGCGGGACGAGGACGGCUGAAUACGGCUCAGUCCGGAUCACGCCAUCUUUUUGCACCCUCUGGUGGAAAUGAGCCAAUAGUCACUGUAAAGUGUG